Molecule: messenger RNA, 768 nt
Organism: Alternaria postmessia
Lineage: Eukaryota; Fungi; Ascomycota; Dothideomycetes; Pleosporales; Pleosporaceae
Exons: 2
Coding region: 1-768 (255 amino acids)
Source: RefSeq, a predicted model, not a curated record
AUGUACGCGCUCACACUAGCGGGAAUACCCAUCUCGAUUGGCGCCAACGAGGCAGUACACCAGCAACGGCUGCUGGAUGAAGAAGCUGAAAGCGAUGAGCGUCAAGAAGAAUUUUAUCUAGAUGUUUUCUGUGACGCCAAGAGUAGGAAGAGAGACGAGGUACAUGGCGCAAUAGUGGUACUGAAGGAUGGAAAGAUACGGCUCUGGCCCAAAGAUGCGGAGACAGGCUUGCCAAAGCCUGGUCCAAACGAUGAGCCAGCACCGCACCCCUUCACGGGAUUCUAUCUACCCUUUCCGUCUUCCGAUCUGCCGCACCGUCCUAUGCCUGCAGCACCUGUCCUUGGUCUCGUCAGUACGGUACCAGCAUCACAGCCUUCACCACCUUCAUCGCCAGCUUCGUCUGCACCCUCUACGCCAUCCCCCAUAGCUCACAAGGCACCCUCGAAGCCCUCGAAGCCCAAGCUCAAUUGGCUCUACGCAGACAAGACAAGGCGCGAACUGCGUUACGGCCCACGUGUAGAAGCGAAGAAACACACAGUUGGACCGUGGGAUUGGACGGAAGAUGAACAGGGACUGACUUUGGAUGGGGAGGAGUGCCUUGUUGCUGUGGAAGAGGAGAAGGGUGGGUAUGGCUGGGCCGUAUACUGGGACAGGGAAGAUGACUGUCUGAAGGAACAAGGGACAGGGAAAGACAAGAGGGUAUUGAGGUGUAGUUUGGAGAGAAGACUGGUAGAGGAGCAAAGGGUCAAGGGAUUGAACGAAGACUGA